AUGUGGCGCCGGCUCCUGCGGGGCGCGGAGGUGUGGGAGGACCGUCAGCGCACGGUCCUCGUCACGGAGGCGUCCCCGGGUCGAUGGAUCCGCCCAGUUCACGAGGAAGACGACCUCGCGAAUCCGUGCGUCGAUCCGUGCGUCGAGUGUGAGCUCCUCGAGGACAGGUGCGUCGGGUGGGUCCACGUCCGGGAUCUUCAGCUGUCGGCACCCGAGCCGGAGACGCACGCGUUACGCGCCAGUCGCAGAUACCGCGGCCACCGCGGGCUGCUGCACGUCCCGAGCGUCGUCGCCUUCGUCGAGGCGCACGUCGCGCGAACCCGCGAGGACCGCGCGCGGUACAAGCGGGGCGGCACGACGGGGCCGUCCCUCUUCGACGCAUCCGGUUUCGUUCAGGCGGCGUUCGCCAACGCGUCAUCACCCCGGCCCGUGUUCAUACCGCGGCGAGUGCACGAGCAGCACCACUUCGCCGAGCCCGUGGACGACCUGAACGAGGCCACUCCCGGCGACCUCGUCUUCUUCGGCGUCCAACCCCCGAACGCCUUCAAGGGAUGCGUCGACGUGCGCCACGUCGGGAUCAUCACAGCUGUGCGAUGCAUUUCGGGAUCAUCGGCAUCAUGCGUCGAGCUCGCCUUCGCGUCCGUCACCGACCCGAUCGCCGGUCGCGGGAUCGUCGCCCGCGACAGCGUCAUCGUGCCCUCUCGGUCAUCCACGCCGGGUGCCCGCGGUGGGAACUGGUCAACCACGUGGGAGUUUGGACGCGCGAGGCCCGGCCCGGAACACGAGGGCGACGCGGCGUCGGAGCGAUUGGCGCAAACAGUACUGAGCGUCGGUCGAUGCAGACGGGGCGUCGAGGGCGCGGAUGACCUGCCUCGCGGUCGCACGGCGUCCUCGGCACGAUGCGGGGGGUCGAGCAGGUG
Micromonas commoda is the source of this 920-nucleotide messenger RNA. RefSeq lists its product with no specific name. The record is from RefSeq and is a predicted model, not a curated record. NCBI's taxonomy places the organism in Eukaryota, Viridiplantae, Chlorophyta, Mamiellophyceae, Mamiellales, Mamiellaceae. The annotation marks the transcript as partial. The transcript has a single exon.